UAGUCAUUUCAUCAUAAUAUUACUUGUCAUUGUCAAAUUUGUUUUAUUUACAAAAUUCAUUGAAGUAGACAGUUUUUAUUUUAUUAAUUUUAGAAUUCCUAAAUAGUUUAGGACCAUAAAUUGUACAAUUCAAUUUGAUUGCAUACGUUAUUCAUCAGGGUUUAUUAAAAAUUAAGAAUUGAAGAUGGCUGGAUAUUUUGAAGAAAUGGGCUGGGCAGAGCUGCAGGAAGGACAAACACCAAACCAUUUAUUAGACAUGGCCAGAUUCCUCAUAGAUUUUGGAUUUUAUGACGAAGAUAUAAUUGGAGAGUGGCCAAGGCUUCCUCCACCUGCUUCAAAAGAAGCGGUAGCAAAUAUACCAGAGGUUACUAUAGAGAGCAGUGAUAAGAACUGUCCAAUUUGUUUGAAAAACUUCAAUGUUGGAGAGAAGGCAAAGGAGAUGCCUUGCCAUCAUCAGUUCCAUGCUAAAUGCAUUUUGACAUGGCUUGAGAAGACUAAUUCAUGUCCAUUCUGCAGACAUGAGUUACCAACUGAUGACGAGGCGUAUGAAGCUUACAAGAAAGAGAAGAAACGGAAAGAACAGAGAAAGGAAGACAUAGAAACACUCCAUAAUUCAAUGUUUAGUUAAUUUUAUUUCUUAAUUCAAUAAUUAAUUAUUUGCUUAAACUUAUUUAGUUUUAUUUGUAGAUAUUUUAUUGUGGUGGUGUUAUAAAUAAUAUGUUAAAUCGGUAAUUUUCAUUUUCAUUCACAUGUCGCUAUUUAAAUACUUUAUAUUGAACAUUCCAGAGCAAGUCGAACUGAACUGAAUUGUAUUUCUUUACUAAGCUGUAUUGAAAAAUCAGUCUUAUUGCUUGUAUAAUAAAGACAAAGUUCAAAGGAUUGAUAUUGAUUUGUAUUUGCAGUUUAGUUGAUAAUAAUUUUAUUAUGUUAUAUUGUGAAAGUAAGUCUGUUAUUGGAUUAUGUAAUGCAUUAUGUAAGAAUUGUUUAUUUUCAAAUUAAAAUAUAGUAACUAAACAUUUUAUUGAGUUAAUAUUUAUCAAUGAAUUAUAUAAUUAUGAAUUACUGUA
Molecule: messenger RNA, 1067 nt
Organism: Spodoptera frugiperda (fall armyworm)
Lineage: Eukaryota; Metazoa; Arthropoda; Insecta; Lepidoptera; Noctuidae
Product: E3 ubiquitin-protein ligase RNF181
Exons: 4
Coding region: 185-628 (147 amino acids)
Biological process (GO): protein ubiquitination
Cellular component (GO): cytoplasm
Molecular function (GO): ubiquitin protein ligase activity
Source: RefSeq, a predicted model, not a curated record